GGACUCCAAACCUCCAGCUCCUCCUCUACCUGUGCUAAACUCCCCUCGGCAUAUAAACUCCUUCUCACUCCUCAACCUGCACUACAUGGAAAUGGAGACCCACAGCAAGAGACGACAGAGCAGCCAGGAGGAUCUACUGGCAGAUGAUGACAGGAGCCUGGGCUGCUGUGGCUGGACGCUGGUCAUCCUGGCUGGAAUCUUGGCGAUCCUCCCCCCAUUCUGCCUCAUCUCCGUCUUCUGUUGCUUCAAGAUUGUUAAAGAAUAUGAGAGGGCUGUAAUAUUCCGACUGGGACGCAUUGUGGACAAAAAACCAAAGGGACCUGGCAUAUUCGUCAUUCUGCCGUGCACUGACUCCAUGGUCAAGGUGGACCUGAGAACCGUCUCCUUUGACAUUCCACCCCAAGAGAUCUUAACCAAGGACUCCGUGACAGUGUGUGUGGAUGGAGUGGUGUACUUCCGGGUCAGCGACCCCAUCAAGUCCGUUGCCAACGUGUCCAACGCGGACUUCGCUACCCGCCUGCUAGCCCAGACCACUCUGAGGAACAUGCUCGGAACCAAGAACCUGGCGGAGGUCCUCUCCGACCGCGAGACAAUCGCCCACGGAAUGCAGUCGACCCUGGACGACGCGACGGACCAAUGGGGCAUUAAGGUGGAGCGGGUGGAGAUUAAGGAUGUCAAGCUGCCCUUGCAGCUGCAGAGAGCCAUGGCAGCAGAGGCAGAGGCCACUCGGGAGGCCAGAGCAAAGGUGAUUGCGGCGGAGGGAGAGAUGAAUGCGUCGCGCGCUCUGAAGGAGGCGUCGCUGGUGAUCGCCGAGUCGCCCUCCGCUCUCCAGCUGCGUUACCUGCAGACGCUCAGCACCAUCGCCGCCGAGAAGAACUCCACCAUCGUCUUCCCCCUGCCCAUGGACAUGAUGAGCCAGUUCAUGAGGAAGUAGAAAACACACACACACACACACACACACACACACACACACACACACACUCAGCUCCAUCGCUGCCGAGAAGAACUCCACCAUCGUCUUCCCCCUGCCCAUGGACAUGAUGAGCCAGUUCAUGAGGAAGUAGAAAACACACACACACACACACACACACUCAGCUCCAUCGCCGCCGAGAAGAACUCCACCAUCGUCUUCCCCCUGCCCAUGGACAUGAUGAGCCAGUUCAUGAGGAAGUAGAAAACACACACACACACACUCAGCUCACAUGAGAGGAGAAGGGAUAAUGAGACAAUCAGAUUAUAACGCGCACACACACACACACACACGCACACACACACUCAGCUCACAUGAGAGAAAAAGGGAUAAUGAGACAAUCAGAUUAUACACACACACACACAAGAAAUAAUGAGACAUUCAGGUUAUAAUUUUCACGAAUUGUGGAGCACUUGCUUUGCAGAAAUGAAAUGGAUUUCUAUGUAAAAUAUUUUAUGAUAAAGUUUUAUCAGGUUAUGAUGAUGAAAGUUUGCUUGGGAGCACAGUUGUUUCCAUGUUUCCAUGCCAAAUGUUCCCACGUCAUAAAUGUAAUUUAUGAUUUAUAUUAAAUAAUAAUUUCACGUAUUGAAGAUGCAUGUAUUGUGAAAAUGCAAGUGUCAAAAUCUUGAAUUUUAUCAUAUCGUUCUGUUUUUCAUUCAUUAAAAAGAUCACUACACCGGUCAA
This is a messenger RNA of Alosa alosa (allis shad), 1654 nucleotides long. Its product is annotated as stomatin-like. Gene Ontology annotation, cellular component: plasma membrane. The coding region runs from base 86 to 934 and encodes 282 amino acids. NCBI's taxonomy places the organism in Eukaryota, Metazoa, Chordata, Actinopteri, Clupeiformes, Clupeidae. The transcript is spliced from 7 exons. The record is from RefSeq and is a predicted model, not a curated record.